Paecilomyces variotii is the source of this 1602-nucleotide messenger RNA. RefSeq names its product general substrate transporter. The record is from RefSeq and is a predicted model, not a curated record. Gene Ontology annotation, biological process: transmembrane transport; carbohydrate transport. Gene Ontology annotation, molecular function: carbohydrate:proton symporter activity. The coding region runs from base 1 to 1602 and encodes 533 amino acids. Lineage: Eukaryota; Fungi; Ascomycota; Eurotiomycetes; Eurotiales; Thermoascaceae. The transcript is spliced from 3 exons. Gene Ontology annotation, cellular component: membrane.
AUGGGGUAUGUUAUCGGCAACAUCUAUGUCAUUACGACCAUUGCGGUCAUUGGCGGUGCCCUCUUCGGUUUUGACAUCGCAUCGAUGUCAGCCAUUCUGGGCACUCAGCAAUACAAGUGCUUCUUCAACCAAGGCGGAAUUGAGAAUGGUUCCUGUGCGGGACCUUCUUCGUCCACGCAGGGUGGUAUUUCGGCUGCCAUGCCCGGUGGCUCCUUCGUGGGAGCUCUGGUCUCGGGUGUCUUGACGGAUUGGUUCGGACGCAAGCGUGCGAUCCAGAUUGGUGCUGUCAUCUGGUGUAUCGGCAGUAUCUUGGUCUGCUCCUCUUACAGUAUCGGCCAGCUCGUUGUCGGCCGUUUCAUCAACGGUUUCUCCAUUGGUAUCUGCAGUGCCCAGGUUCCCGUCUAUGUCUCCGAACUGGCCCAGCCCAGCAAGCGUGGACGUGUCGUCGGAGCGCAACAGUGGGCCAUUACAUGGGGUAUUAUGAUCAUGUUCUAUAUCUCCUAUGGCUGCAGUUUCAUCAAGGGAACCGCUGCCUGGCGUCUCCCCUGGGGCCUGCAGAUGAUCCCGGCCAUACUCCUCUUCAUCGGCAUGCUCUUCCUCCCUGAGAGUCCCCGUUGGCUCGCCAAAAAAGACCGCUGGGAGGAGUGCCACGAGGUGCUCGCCCUUGUCCAUGCCAAGGGUGACCGAUCCGCUCCUUUCGUCCAGACCGAGCUGCGGGAAAUCCGGGAGAUGGCCGACUUCGAACGCCAGAACGCCGACGCCAGCUUUAUCGAGCUGUUCAAGCCCAACAUGAUCAACCGGACUCAUAUCGGUAUGUUCACACAAAUCUGGUCUCAAUUAACUGGCAUGAAUGUGAUGAUGCUUUAUAUUACCUACGUCUUUGGCAUGGCGGGACUUUCUGGUAAUGCCAAUCUGGUGGCAUCUUCGAUCCAGUAUGUCAUCAAUGUUGUGAUGACCAUCUUUGCUCUGAUCUUCAUCGACCGCUGGGGUCGCCGCACCCCUCUCCUGGUCGGUUCCACCCUUAUGAUGAUAUUCAUGUUUGCCAACGCAGGCUUGAUGGCCAGCUACGGCAAGCCAGCUCCUCCUGGUGGUGUUGACAACACCCCGGAAGAAUCUUGGGAUAUGUCGCAAGCCAAGUCGGCUGCCAAGGGGAUCAUCGCGUGCACCUAUCUCUUCGUGGCCUCCUACGCUCCUACAUGGGGUCCCGUCUCGUGGAUCUAUCCCCCCGAGCUGUUCCCUCUUCGUCUGCGCGGAAAGGCGGUUGCGGUGUCGACCUCGUCUAACUGGAUUUUCAACUUUGCUCUAUCUUACUUUGUGCCUCCUGCCUUCGAGAACAUCAAGUGGAAGACCUAUAUCCUGUUCGGAGUAUUCUGUGCCGCCAUGACGAUCCACGUCUUCUUCCUGUUCCCCGAGACUGCAGGUAAGACCCUCGAGGAAGUCGAGGGCUUGUUCGAGAAGGGUGUGAAGCCGUGGAAGACCAAGGUCCAGUACCAGAACGUCCGCAGGAUAGAGCAUGGGACGGACGUCGAAAGUGAGCCUAGGGCAGAGGUCAAUGAGCUCCCUGCCGAGAAGGACGGUCCUUCCGUUACGCAGAUUGCGUGA